GGCUGAGCUGCUUUUGAUUUUUCUACUUUUGCAUUCUUUAUCUCCCCUUUUGGUCGCUUUAGGCAUCCUUGUUCCUACCUAUGAAGUAAACCCAGCAAACUUAAAAUAAUUCUAAAAAUUACUUCUUUUUUGAAUUGAAACAAGGUUAAUGGAGCACAGCUCAGUAAAUGAAAACUUCAUUUUCUGAUUCAGAUUACUCUCAUAUGUAUGAUGUCUUGAUGGUAUGCCUUAGACAUUAUCAAGGAGACAAGAAUGAUGGGAUGUAAACCUAUUGCGACUCCUAUGGAUCCGAAUACUAAACCCCUACCAGGACAGGGGGGGGAGCCACUCAAUGAUCCUGGAAGAUAAAGGCGUCUAGUUGAUUUAGAUGCUUAUUUUGCCCCCAUUGAAGUGGAAAAGCUGUACAUAAUGAUCUGCUAAAGAUUGAACCCAAUAACAUUCAAGGGAAGCAAGAAUGACAUCUGCUGGCAAUGGUGAACAUCACGGUAUUGUUGAGGAACCUAGAGUUGGUCAAGUUAAGACUCAUGUACCUUUGCAUGUUUCGGCAUCUCAAAGGGGACUUGUAAGUAAUGAAACUUCUCAGAGUCGUUUCCAGGGUAGCACUCUUGCUUUUCCCAAAAGGCUAAAGUUCCUCAACUUUGGUAAUUUGGGUUCUCCAUCGGCAAAGUUUCAACAGAUAGCUGAUCAAAGAGAUGACUUCUCUCGAACUGUACCUUCUUCUGGCAGCCUUCAUCUCCGUCAACGCCUUACUAGGCUACUCUCACGGAAAUUGGAUUGGCCAUCUCUUAGCAAAAUGUGCAAAGAGUGGUUCAAAAAUCCGCUGAAUAUUGUACUUUUUAUCUGGAUUGUAUGUGUAGCUGUUUCUGGUGCAAUUUUGUUUCUUGUAAUGACAGGGAUGUUGAACCAUGCCAUCCCUAAGAAAUCUCAGAGAGAUACAUGGUUUGAAGUGAAUAACCAAAUCCUUAAUGCGUUGUUUACUCUCAUGUGUCUGUACCAGCACCCUCAAAGGCUAUACCACUUUGUUCUUUUAAUACGAUGGAGGCCAGAAGAUAUUUCUAGGCUGAGAAAGGUUUACUGCAAACAUGGAACUUAUAAGCCCCAUGAAUGGACACACAUGAUGGUGGUUGUUGGAUUACUUAAUCUCAAUUGUUUUGCUCAAUAUGCUCUAUGUGGGCUUAAUUUGGGUUACAGGCGGUCAGAAAGACCAGCUAUCGGGGUAGGAAUAUGUAUCUCAGUUGCAAUUGGUGCCCCUGCCAUUGCUGGAGUUUACUCCAUGCUCAGCCCUCUAGGAAAAGAUUAUGAUACUGAAUUAGACGAGGAAGCACAAAUUCAAACCGGAGCUGCUGAGUGCAGCAGAUCUGGUCAACUGAGAAGGAAAUCAUUAGAAAAGAGAUUUUCGUUUGCAUCAGAUGAAGGGAGAUGUGUUGAAGCUAGACCACAAUGGAGUGGAGGCAUUCUUGAUUUUUGGGAUGAUAUUUCUCUGGCAUAUCUCUCUUUGUUCUGCAGUUUUUGUGUUUUUGGUUGGAAUAUGGAGAGACUUGGGUUCGGAAACAUGUAUGUUCAUAUUGCAACUUUUCUUCUGUUCUGUAUGGCUCCUUUCUGGAUCUUCAGUUUGGCUGCUGUUAAUAUUGACAAUGAUACUGUCAGGGCGGCAUUAGGACUUACUGGUAUUUUUCUUUGUUUGUUUGGGUUACUAUAUGGUGGCUUCUGGAGGAUUCAGAUGAGAAAAAGAUACAAUUUGCCUCCUUACAAUACUUGUUGUGGUAAACCUUCUGUUGCUGACUGUGCACUAUGGCUUUUCUGCUGUUGGUGCUCUCUUGCUCAGGAAGUAAGGACUGGAAAUUCCUAUGACAUUGUGGAGGAUAAAUUUUGUAAGAAACAAGAUGAAAAUAUAUCUCCAUUGCCUCGCGAGGAUGGGCUAUAUAAGCAUGCUCUAGGUUCUCCUCUUGCGAACGAUUCCUCUCCACAUUCAAUAAUAAAAAGCAGCACCCCAAGCCCCAGCAGAUUUGCAGAUGAAGUCCAUAGUCCUGAUAGACAGCAACCCUUCGUGGAAGGAAAGUCUCAUACAAGAGGUCAAAAUGAGAUAAUGAUGCCUCCUACUCCUUCAGUUAUACAAAGAGAAGAUGCAAAGCACAACAAUUUUGCAAUGUUAUGACAACUUGAAUCAUAUAUUGUAAGCUUGCCUGCCCAAUUUUCAUUUUGGAAGAUGCAAAGCACAACAAUUUUGCAAUGUUGUGACAACUUGAAUCAUAUAUUGUAAGCUUGCCUGCCCAAUUUUCAUUUUGGCUAUAGGUAUGUUGUAUUUGUACAGGUGCUGGUUGUGAUCAUCACGUUCAGAUAUUUUGUUCUCUGUAAUAUUACUCUGAUUCUUUGACAUUUUUAGCCAGUGUUUUUAUGCUUCUAGGCAGCUCAUAUAACUUUUUUUGAUCAGUGA
Molecule: messenger RNA, 2434 nt
Organism: Capsicum annuum
Lineage: Eukaryota; Viridiplantae; Streptophyta; Magnoliopsida; Solanales; Solanaceae
Exons: 3
Coding region: 455-2155 (566 amino acids)
Biological process (GO): sesquiterpene biosynthetic process
Molecular function (GO): cyclase activity
Source: RefSeq, a predicted model, not a curated record